CAAGGAGAAGGGAACCAAGCUCGCUUGCCGGGCUCCCUCCAACUUGCUCCUAAGCUCAAGCUGGGCGGCGGAGCAUUCUAUUAGCUGCAGCUCCAGGUACCCCCUAAGGUGAUGGAGCCCAGUGAGUCAUUCUCACUCGUUGUGGAGGAGGCGAAGAACGAUGGUACCAAUGGCAAUGGCUGUCUGGAGCCUGAGGAACAUGGCCCUAGUGUCAAUUCACUUACACAUCCCGUUCCUUCUUCGUCUGUUGCUGAAAGUUCCUGCUGUCUUCAGGUUCUCCUCAAAGGACAGGCUUCUACUGAUCCUCCUACUGCGGAUGCCGAGCUGCUGCCCAGGACAUCACCUUUUGCCAUCGAUGAUCCUCUGGCAACAAAAGUUAUAGAGAAUGAAUAUCCAAAGGAAAUCAGUCUGCUCAAUCAAAAAGAUGAAGAAUGGAGUUUUUAUCCAAGACAUGGACAUCUUCAUACCUAUCAUAAGGGGAAAAAGUGUCAUUUCGAUGGUGUCUUUCGGGCAUACCAGAGAUUUUCAACAGAGAUAACAUUGGACAAAUGUUUUGGGAGGAAAAAAUAUGACAUUGAUGAAAGGAAUGGACUCCCAGAACGAAUUCCAGGGGAUAAACCAUAUUUAAGACCAGAAGAAUGUCCAGACUUUUACAAAGAUGGAGCAACUAUAGCGCCAAUAAAUUUUUCAAGAAUCCCAUAUAUAAAGAAAGUAGAUACAUUUAUUCCUCUGGAACCUCUGCCAAAAGAGUAUAACUUGCCUUAUUUUGUGAAGGAGAAAAAAAGGAAAAAAGAAAAAGAAAUAAAGGAAGUAGAAGAACUUGAUAAUUGGAUGCCAGCAGUCCCCCUAAUGGAUUGGUUAUUCCCCCCUGUACCAGUGACGAAACAAAAAGUGAUAACAAUUUGAAAAGCAUUGGAUGCUAUAAGAAUAAAACUUUUUGGGAGGUUAUGUAAAAAACAUGUCAGAGUACACCCUUCUUGCUUGUUUAUUAUAUUCAGCUUGACUUUUUUUAAAACAUGAAUUUUCUUUUAAAAAUAUUAAAGUUUUCUUGAUAAUCUUUGA
Antechinus flavipes (yellow-footed antechinus) is the source of this 1062-nucleotide messenger RNA. RefSeq names its product spermatogenesis associated serine rich 1 (gene SPATS1). The coding region runs from base 112 to 906 and encodes 264 amino acids. The record is from RefSeq and is a predicted model, not a curated record. The transcript has 7 exons. Lineage: Eukaryota; Metazoa; Chordata; Mammalia; Dasyuromorphia; Dasyuridae.